Molecule: messenger RNA, 1020 nt
Organism: Geosmithia morbida
Lineage: Eukaryota; Fungi; Ascomycota; Sordariomycetes; Hypocreales; Bionectriaceae
Product: CDK-activating kinase assembly factor MAT1
Exons: 1
Coding region: 1-1020 (339 amino acids)
Biological process (GO): positive regulation of cyclin-dependent protein serine/threonine kinase activity; nucleotide-excision repair; regulation of transcription by RNA polymerase II
Cellular component (GO): transcription factor TFIIH holo complex
Molecular function (GO): cyclin-dependent protein serine/threonine kinase activator activity
Source: RefSeq, a predicted model, not a curated record
AUGUCCCGACCGGGCGGCGUCGUCCAGAUCGAUGAGCAGGACGAGACGUGCCCGGUAUGCAAGACGACGCGGUACUUCAACAAGGACAUGGAAUUCAAGAUCAACCCAGAAUGCUACCACCGGAUGUGCAAGACGUGCGUGGAGCGCAUCUUCCGCGACGGGCCUAACCAGUGCCCGUACGCGACGUGUAACAAGACGCUCCGGCUCCGCGGCUUCAAGACGGCCUUCUUCUCGGACCUUUCGGUUGAGCGCGAGGUCGACGUGCGGCGCCGCGUGGCUGCCAUCUUCAACAAGGUCGAGGACGACUUCGAGACGCUGAAGGACUACAACGACUACCUCGACAUGGUCGAGUGCCUGACGUCGGACCUGGUGUCUGGCGCCGAGCCCGCCCGCCGCUCCGCCGAGGCCAAGCUCUCGGACUGGGAGGCCCAGCACAAGGCCGAGAUCGAGCGCAACCGCCGCCUGGCCCGCGAGACCGAGGAUGCCCGGCAGCGACGCCUGGCCGCCGAGGCCGAGGACGCCCGCCGUCGCCGCCAGCAGGACCUCCAGGCCGACGCCGACGACAAGGCCAGCGCCCUUCGCCUCCGCGAGGAGAUGCUCGACUCCCUGCAGACGGCCGACGUCGGCCACGCAACCGAGGCCAUCGACCGCGUCAUGCUCAAGAAGCGCGGCCAGGCCAGGCGCGACGCCGCCGCCGCAGCGGCACCCCCCACCAGCUCUGCAGGCGGUCUGUCCAUCCGCGGUCUGCGCAACAAGAAGGCCGCCGCCGCCGCCGCCGUCGACGACGGCCCCUACGACCCCUUUGGCGGCGUCGACACCACCCCUUCCCGCUACGACCUGUCGUCCGACAGACUCGGCGAGUACAGGAAUGAGUGGCUCGACGUCAUCCGCACAAAGGACGACUGGAAGGUCGGCGGCUACAGCUCCGACGAGUACCUCUCCCGCGCACUGUUCGACGCCUUUUCCGGCCUGGGUGUCUUUGUCGAGGAUGAUUUGCCAAAAGUUACUGCCACUGCUUGA